AUGAAGUUUUCACACUCAAUCCAGUUCAACGCUGUCCCUGAGUGGUCAUCAAAAUACAUCUCAUACACUACCUUAAAAAAGCUAAUCUAUUCCCUACAACGGGAAUCUUUACACCGCCUAAAAGGGGACAGUGAAUCAGGAUACUUGAUUUCUAACGACGCAACCAGCUCCAAUGAACCGAUAGACGUUUUUAAAGCUGCGUUAGACAGCGAGCUCGAUAAAAUUGAUCGUUUUUACCGAAAGCAAGAGAACUUUAUCUUCCAAAAUGUCGAAGAUUUGCUAGAAGAUAUCGAUGGGUUUCGCAACGAAAUCGAUGCUGUCUCAUUGGGUGCCAAACUGACCCGCAGACGCCAGGCUUCCAGAGUGAGCGGCAUGAGUGAUUUUCUUGAAAGGGGCAUAGCUGAGGAUAGUAACGUGAAUGAGCAAGCAGCUUCGGACCAACAUAUUACCGGAAUGAGUGACGAUGUCGACCCUGUCACCCUGUUGGUUAGUCGUAAUAGGCCAUCACUGAUGAGCUCAGAUCAACAUCUAGGAGAUAAUGCUUUGCAACGAAGAAAAUCCUCCGUCGAUGAGGCCUCCAUGCCUGGCGUCAGUCGUGAUGGAAUGAUCUCCGAUUCCGCUCCAGAGGGAACGCAUCUUCUUCAUUCUUUUUCAGAAACAAGGAUUCUCUUGCGUAAGAGAGUUAUUGGACUCUAUACCACUCUUUCCGAGCUUAAGAGCUUUAUUGAGCUUAAUCAAACAGGGUUCAAAAAGGCACUCAAAAAAUUCGACAAAUCGUUAAAUACGUCUCUCAAAGAUGAAUAUCUUCAAAAGUUGCCUCAAAACUCCUAUAUAUUUAGAGAGACUACAAUGGAGGGAGUAACAGAGAAACUCAAUACGUUAGUGAAGGUAUACGCGUUGGUGUGCAAUCAUGGGGACGACUUGGACUUGGCAAGGUCUGAACUCUCGAUCCAUCUCAGGGAACACGUCGUUUGGGAAAGAAAUACAGUUUGGAGGGAUCUUAUCGGCAUCGAGCGCAAAAAACAGGCAGCAACAGCACAAGACAAUAGCAUGGCAAUUGAUGAGAAAGGAGGGACAGGGGUUUCGAACGGAGGUCUUACUUUUAAGAAUAGAGCAUUGAUUAAGCUUGUAAUCAUUGCCAUGAUCACCAUCCUUCUUUUGACAUUCUCACCUUUCGGCGAGGUUGAGCAAAAAAAUUGCUUCGCUUUGCUUGUCUGUGCGUCACUUUUGUGGGCAACUGAGGCUUUACCACUCUUCGUAACAUCACUUCUCAUCCCUUUGCUUAUUGUCACUCUUGGCGUUUUGAAAAACGAAGAUGAGUCGAGGAUGGAGACUGUCGAUGCGUCUAAAUACAUUUUGUCCUCAAUGUGGAAUUCCGUGAUCCUUCUACUCCUCGGAGGAUUCACCCUUGCGGCAUCGCUCACCAAAUACCAUAUUGCCAAAUUGAUAUCCACAUGGGUAUUGUCAAAGGCGGGAACGAGUCCCUCAGUGGUACUCUUUACGAUCAUGGCGAUUGCACUUUUUGCAUCCAUGUGGGUAUCGAAUGUUGCAGCACCAGUUCUUUGCCUCUCUUUGAUCCAACCACUUUUAAGAACCUUACCAAAGGGCUCGAGCUUCAUUAAAGCGCUUAUACUAGGAAUCGCUCUAGCGUCUAACAUUGGUGGAAUGGCCUCUCCAAUUGCCUCACCACAAAACAUGAUAGCCAUCGGCUCCAUGGAUCCUCAGCCUUCUUGGGGACAGUGGUUUGUUAUUUCUUUACCAGUUUGCAUUUUAUCCCUCGCUUUGAUCUGGGUUUUUUUACUCGUCACCUUCAACUGCAAUUCUCACAACACUCACUUAGUUCCUAUUAGAACUAUAGAUGAGAAGUUUCUGGGAAUUCAAUGGUAUAUUGUGAUUGUCUCAGCGCUGACAAUCAUUCUAUGGUGCGUUGCAUCACGCCUUGAAGGGAUCUUCGGUGAAAUGGGUAUCAUCGCCUUGAUUCCGUUGAUAUUGUUUUUUGGGCCAGGUUUGUUGACUACUGAGGAUUUUAAUAACUAUCCCUGGAACAUUGUGAUCCUUGCAAUGGGUGGUACAGCAUUGGGAAAAGCCGUUGCUUCUUCAGGUUUGCUCGAGACCAUAGCGAUUUCUAUUCAACAAGAAGUUGAGGGAUACUCUCUUUUUGGGGUAGUUCUUGUUUUUGGUCUCUUGAUAUUAACGGUUGCUACGUUUGUGAGUCACACAGUCGCAGCUUUGAUCGUAAUUCCACUCGUUUCUGAGAUUGGCAACAAGUUAGAUGAUCCCCACCCAAGGUUGCUCAUCAUGGCAAGUGCGUUGUUGUGCUCCGCUGCAAUGGGUUUGCCAACUUCAGGUUUCCCGAAUGUGACAGCAAUUUGUAUGACUGAUGAUCUAGGGAACCCUUACUUGAACGUCGGCACUUUCAUAACUAGAGGCGUACCCAGCUCGUUCAUUACCUAUGCAGUGGUGGUCACAAUAGGUUUCGCCACCAUGAAGCUCAUAGAUUUUUGA
Messenger RNA from Candidozyma duobushaemuli, 2505 nucleotides. RefSeq names its product Pho91p (gene PHO91). The transcript has a single exon. Gene Ontology annotation, molecular function: phosphate transmembrane transporter activity. Gene Ontology annotation, cellular component: membrane. Gene Ontology annotation, biological process: polyphosphate metabolic process; monoatomic anion transmembrane transport; phosphate ion transport. Bases 1 to 2505 code for a protein of 834 amino acids. The record is from RefSeq and is a predicted model, not a curated record. NCBI's taxonomy places the organism in Eukaryota, Fungi, Ascomycota, Pichiomycetes, Serinales, Metschnikowiaceae.